AGUGUGAGUGAAAAAAAAAAAAACUCGGAUCGAAAAAAAAAGAAAGAAAUUAACUAUAACAAACAGUUCCCCCCACAAUUAGUUUUUCAAUUCCGAAUUAGCAUAUACACAUAUAUUUGCCUUAUCGUUGAAUCUGUAAGACGUGUGAUAUACUACUCCUUAACACCAUAUCGGAAGAUGAUCAUUAUGGACCAAUCUGUCGAAGAGAUUUUCAACUUGUCGCUAUCCGAGAUUGCGAUCACAUGUCCACCGGAGAUUAGCAAUUAUUUCACGGGCGCCGCACUGACCCGAUUGAACCAAAUACGGCUCUUUGGCGAAGACGAUUCGACUUUCUUAACGAGGCAACAACUGAAUGCGACCGAUCAUUUCCCGGUGUCCGAUAGCAGCAGCGUUAGUGAUUGGUCUUCCACCGUGCUAGCGGGUUCGGUUAGCUCUGUUCCGACACCAGCGGGCAUUCUGCGCAAUCAUCAGCACAGCCUCAACGUGGCCAGACAACAAGAGGACAUGCAGAGGUUGAAAUACUACUCUUACGGUAUCGCCCUGCCCGCCAUCUGCAUCUUGGGCAUUUUGGGAAAUGUCCUCAAUUUAAUCGUCUUAACUCGACCAACGAUGCGAGGACCAGCUUACGUCUACAUGAGAGGUUAUGCCGGUGCUGCGCUUCUAGCCAUCGUCUUUGCAUUGCCCUUCUCCAGCCGCAUUCUGUUCCAUAACGAAAUUGGACCGUGGAGCAGUUUCGCCCAAGCUUUCUUUCACGCUCAUCUCGAACUCUUUUUGGGCAAUGCUUGUCUAGGUAUCGGUGUGUUAAUGCUGGUGGCUCUGACGGUGGAGCGGUACCUCGCCGUUUGCCGGUUGGGACGAACGCGAGCAUUCGCCGCCAAGAAGACACCCCUGGUGGCCGUCGGUUUGGCCUUGUUAGCCGUUUCGCUUUACCUGCCGUACUUGUUCCGCGCUCACGUCAUCACAUGCUCCACGGUACCUGAUGGAUUGCCCGUCUACAGGAAACGGGAGAAUCCAUCUUUCGCUCAUUCCACCCUGUGGGCUGCUUACCUCUGGACACUCGAAGUCAUUUUCAAAAUGGCGCCUACACUUAUCAUCGUCCAUCUCAAUUGCUGUAUCAUCGUCGUGUACAGGCGAACGUGCGCCAGACGGCGGAGUAUGUUAACAAAAGCGCCUACGGCUUCGCAACUUCUUCCGCCUCCAUCGUCCGUGCAGAGCGCCAAUGGCAGUCACCAUCAGAGCGGAUCAUCACCGACUAUGGUCACAUCCGUCAACAGAGACGGGGCCGUUAGUUUCGUCUCAAACAACGGCUCCGAUCGCAUUUGCAGCGAAAAUCCGCCUCAGCAACAGCAGACGCGACUCCCCAAUGGCCAGCCAGCGGACGAUUCGAGACGCUUCUGGGAAGAGAAGCGAUUGAUGUUUUUGCUCGGCUCCACUUCCAUCCUAUUUUCGGUGUGCAUUACGCCACAGUUAGUGCUCAGCCUAAUGAUUCACGAAGCCGUUCUUCAGUCCUAUUACUUCCAGGUGUUUCGCGCUGUGGCCAACAUUUUGGAGGUGACCAAUUACUCGUUCACAUUCUACAUUUACUGCAUGUUCUCGCGCGAUUUCCGUGCAACACUGUUGCAAACGUUGCGCAUCUCACGUCCAAGUGGCACAUCACCUCAUCAGACGUGUUUGUAACACGCGCCAAGCCACUGGCAGCUGACCAACGAAUCGAGGCGUGUUGGAACGUUGGCAAAUCACCUGUCCGACUUGAUGGCCAGAAUUUUUAAAAAAGCCCCCCC
This is a messenger RNA of Daphnia magna, 1781 nucleotides long. Its product is annotated as probable G-protein coupled receptor B0563.6. The record is from RefSeq and is a predicted model, not a curated record. The transcript has 6 exons. Gene Ontology annotation, cellular component: membrane. NCBI's taxonomy places the organism in Eukaryota, Metazoa, Arthropoda, Branchiopoda, Diplostraca, Daphniidae. Gene Ontology annotation, molecular function: G protein-coupled receptor activity. Gene Ontology annotation, biological process: G protein-coupled receptor signaling pathway. The coding region runs from base 178 to 1677 and encodes 499 amino acids.